AAUUAAUGGGUUGUGGAUCUUCCUAAUCAGAAACAUCUGAAUUAUAGAAAGGAAAUCAUUCUUAAAAAACUAAUAUUUCUUCACCUGAUUCUAAUGAGUUGGCUGAUAAAUAAAAACUUUAUUAAAGAGGUACAAUUUCAAAUAACUGGAGGAAACUUUUUACUCAAGAAGUAAAAGUAUGAGCAGGCUAUUUCUUUAUUUGAUAGAGUCUUAGAAAUUGAUCCAGAAUUUGCUGAUGCUUACUAUUCAAAAGGUAACUUUAUUAAUUAUAUUCAGCAAUUGUUGCUUUUGAAUAAAAUAAAAUAGAGGAUGCCUAAAAGUUAUUAGAUAUAACAUUAGAAAAAUAACCUGAACAUGUUUAUGCGUUAAAUGAAGCAGGUUUUUUUUAUCAAAAUUAAUAUAGGGUGUUUAAUGAUAAAGUAAAGAAAAUUUCCAGAAGCCUUAGUUUAUCUUGAAAAAGCAUUUACAAAACAAUAAAACUUUUCAGAAGUUAAUUAUAGUUUAGGUAUAUACAAAUUUUUUGAGUUUAUUUUAGCAUAUGCUUUAUCUAAAUUAAAUAGAAAGGAAGAAUCUUUAAAAUAUUAUGAUUUAGCUAUACAAGAAGACUCAUAAUAAAAACAUUUUUAUAUUAAUAAAGCUUCUACAUUGAUUGAACUAAAUAAAUAUGAAGAAGCUUUAAAAUGCGUUUCUGAGGCUUUAAAAUUAGAUUAAGAUUAUGUAGAAGCCUUAAUUAUUUAAGGUACAAUAUAAUAUAAUAAUAAUAUAGGAAAUAUUUAUAAAGGUACAAAACAAUUUGAAAAAUUGUAUAGCGUUGGCUUAGCAAUUUUGAAAUUAGAUAAUGAAAACAAAUUUGCUUAAUUGAUGAAAAAAGAGGCUGAAUAAAAUUUAAAUAUUUAGCCCACUGAAUAACAAUCUGAUACAAAUAUUUCAAUAGAUGACAAAUUAAUUUUAGGUAUAAUUAAUAUUGAUUAAUUAGCUCAAAAUUUGGUUUCAGAAAAAGAAUUUGUAUAAGCAAGAAAGAUUAUUGAAAAAAUUCUUUAGAAAGAUUCUUAAAAUUAUUAAACUCUUAAAUUAAAAGCUUAGAUCUUAAUUGAAUUAAAAUAAUAUGCUGAUGCAUUAGAUAGCUUAAAUAGACUAUUAGUAUAAUAACCAAAAGAUAUAAUAGUUUUAAAAGAUAAAGGUAUUAUAAAAUUAUAUAAGAAUAGCAUUUAUAUUAGAAAAGUUGAAUAGAUUAGAAGAAGCAUUAUAAUGUUAUACUUUAAUUAUAGAUGAGGAAGCAAUGCUUGCAAAAAAUGAGAAAAAAGGUAGUUAUAUUUAUUUAUUUUUUAAGCUGAUCUAUAUAUGAAACUUGGAAAAGUCAAAGAAGCUUCAGAAAUAUUUGAAAGUCUCAAUAAAUUACCAAAAUUAGAUGAUCCAUAAGCAUAUAUUCUAAAGGGUAAUAAUUUAUUUAAUUAUUUUUUUAGGAAAGUUAUUAUAUUCCUAAGAGAAAUUUGAGGAAAGUAUAACUUUUUUAUCAGAAGGACUGUUAAAAUUUUAGAAAAAUAUUGACAUAAUGUAAUUGCUUGCUCAGAAUCAUAAAUCAUUAAAAAAUGAAAAAGAAGCAUUGAAUAUACAUUAAUAAGUUCUAGAGAUUGAUAAAUAUAAUGAUUGUUCUAAUUUUGAAAAAGGUAAUAUUGAUUAUAUAAUAAUUAGGUGUAAUUUAUUAUGAAUAAAAAUACUAUAAGAAAGCAUUAGAUUCUCUAAAUAAGAUAAAAAAUCCAGAAUUUAAUGAAUUAUCUUAUUAUUAUUUUGGAGUUUGUUAUUAUAAACUAGAAGAUUAUAAAAAUACUAUUAAAAAUUUAUAAAAUUAUGUGAAAAUUGGAAGAAAAGAAUUAUAAUAAGCUUAUUUUAUAGUAAUAUUAAAAAUUAAUGUUUUUAAAGUUAGGUGGAGCUUAUUUGUAACUUUUAAGAUUUGAUGAAGCAGAAGAAAAUUACCUAAAUUGUAUUAAAUGGGAUCCUAAUAAUGCUGAAGCUCAUUUUUAAUUAGGAAAUGUUUAUAAAUAGGAUAAAUAAAUUGAAGAAGCAAAAAAAUAUUACGAAUCAGCUCAUAAUCUUUAACCUUAUAAUGAAACAUAUAAAUAAAGUUAUGGUAUGAUUUAAAUAUUAAUUAUUAGAAACAUUUAUGAAUGAAAAAAACUAUUUAAUAGAAUAUAGUGAUAGUUUAUUAUAUACUUUGACCACUUUGAUAGGAAUUUGUUAAUUAGAUCAAAAAUCAUAAGAUUACGAAAAGUAAAAGAAUGAGAAAUAUUUGGGUAUGUUACUUCUAUUAGAGACUUAUUAAAAGAAAAGAUUCAAUUCAAUAGAUCAACAUUUUGAAUAAAUAAAAUAAUUAAUAGCUAAAUCAUAUGAUAUGUAAUAUACAGUAAUAGAUGAUACUUUAUUUCCAAUAAUGCAAUUUUGGCAUAAUUAAAAGAUUUGUAAGAAGAAGAAAGAUAUUCAUGAUUUUGUUAGUUCAAUUAUUAAUACAGUUAAAUUAUUAGUGAAUAUAAAUAGUGAAAAAAUACUUAAUGUAAUUAAGAGUGAAAGAUCUUUGAAUAAUAAAUAUUGUAUGGAAUUUGCUGAAAAAUGUGAGCAUGAAUUAUAUAAAAAGAGGAGUGGAUGUUUUGGUUUAGUAGAUGGAAUUAAAAUUCUUGGUUUUUUGUUAAAGUAUCAGAAAGAAUUUACUAAAGAACGUAUGUCAUUUUAAGAACUUAUCCCAACUAAAUAUUAAGUGGAAGAAAUAUAGAUAUUUCAUGAUUCUUAUUAUAAAUAAUGAGAUUAAGG
Paramecium sonneborni is the source of this 2802-nucleotide messenger RNA. The record is from the annotation of a GenBank genome assembly. Lineage: Eukaryota; Ciliophora; Oligohymenophorea; Peniculida; Parameciidae.